UAAUUAAUGGUUCAUUUUUUUAAGAUAUAGAAUGACAACAAGCGAUAUGACGCUUCCGAAUAAAAUUCCGAGUGCUCUAACAAGAUCUUAUCAGAAAAUAUCAGAGCAUUUCUCCUCCUCUCAAGAAAAGACUGAGUUCAGUCAGUCGAUUUUACGUGUGUUUCAUGAAUUGGACUCACUGCAUGAGUGGUGUAACAAAAUAAUAGAGCAAAUGCAGGCAAUAGUUGAGCCAAAUCCCGCCUACAGGAUGUCAUCAACCUUCAAGAAGUUCGUUGCUAAAGACACAGACGAUAAGAAUGUUCCGAAGUCCGAAGAGACCAAUUUGGGGUUGUUGUUGGACCAGGGAGUGAGUCUGGUGGCACCCAGUGGAACCAACAGUGUGGCUGAAAUGCAGAAUUUCGCCAGCCUCGAACGUGCUCUGGGUCAUGCACGCGAGCGAUUCUCGCAUGCGAUCAAGUAUGAGAUCAUAGUGGGUCUGCAGACAGUGGCUCUGCAGCUGGCGCAGUUGAAGGGCGUGAAGAAGGAGUUGGAAAACAGGAGGCUGGAUGUGGACUAUUACAAGGGAAGACUCAGGGCAUCAUCCACUGCUGUUGCCAUUGAGAGCGCAAACAACUCUCUCGAUGAGGCAACUGAUGCUCUGACUGUGGCGAUGGAGGACUUCGAACGACAAGCCAAGUCCAAACUGCCGGUGAUGCAGGCGGAAAUUAGCAACAUGACUCACGAGUUCAUGAAGCUGCAGCAGAAGUACUUCACAGAGUCACAGACCGCUCUAACCAAAAUGGAGGAAAACAACAACAGUCGGGAUGACAUCGCCGAAAGCCGAAGUGGAAAAACGAAUGGAGUGAACAAGAUCGAAGAGGAGAGUGCAGUAGCAUCUACAUCUUCCUUCAGUAUCUAAUGAAACAGUCAUCAUCAUCAGCGUCAGUAUUGAACUUAGUGCCAUUAGUUGAUCAAUGCAAAUGGUGCCUUAAGACUCAAUUGUUCGUUAGAAUUUUAAUUUCGUUAUUUGAGUUAAUUUUGUACUGCU
Molecule: messenger RNA, 1027 nt
Organism: Symsagittifera roscoffensis
Lineage: Eukaryota; Metazoa; Xenacoelomorpha; Acoela; Convolutidae
Product: hydatid disease diagnostic antigen P-29-like
Exons: 7
Coding region: 32-898 (288 amino acids)
Cellular component (GO): cytoplasm
Molecular function (GO): protein binding
Source: RefSeq, a predicted model, not a curated record